Messenger RNA from Myripristis murdjan (pinecone soldierfish), 2603 nucleotides. It is a transcript of the gene ptcd1, whose product is annotated as pentatricopeptide repeat domain 1. Bases 179 to 2338 code for a protein of 719 amino acids. Gene Ontology annotation, biological process: tRNA 3'-end processing. Lineage: Eukaryota; Metazoa; Chordata; Actinopteri; Holocentriformes; Holocentridae. Gene Ontology annotation, molecular function: protein binding; tRNA binding. The record is from RefSeq and is a predicted model, not a curated record. The transcript is spliced from 8 exons. Gene Ontology annotation, cellular component: mitochondrial matrix.
CCUGGAGCCCGUUGGUGCUUGAGAGGCUUUCUUUCAGUGGUUUUAACAUCCUGACAUCUACUAGUCUGGUCUUGUCAUCGUGAGAGCUGGUACUACACAUGAGGAGUUAGUUUGCUGGUUAGCUAGCUAGCUUGACAGUGUGACUUUUGUUUAUUUUCGUCCUGUAAAGUCAGACGACAUGUUCACGUCUGCCGCUUGUUCGUGCGUGAGAAAUGGGAGGAAGGUCUCGGCCCAUGUUGGCAGACUGUCCCGUCUUUGCCCGAAGAGGUCCUCGGCCUCCACAGGGCCGUGCAGACCCCUCACCCAGCGGCCGUGGUUGGUGCCAGUCGCCCAGACGCAGGUGCUCCCCAGGGCCGUGUCCUUCUCCGCCGCGUCCCGUGCAGAUGUGGCCUCUCCCGGCGCUCCGACAGACCCAGCGGAGAGCGCCCCGCCCGAGGACGGCGUCCGCUUCGGCUCGCUGUCCGCUGACUUCUCCUCCAGGAGGUCUUUCCGGAAAAGUAGCCCGGACACCCAGGAUCUGCGAUUCCAAGACGAUGUGGAGGAAGACCUGGGUGAACCUGUGAAGUCCGGGAGUAGAAACACCCCUUACUGGUAUUUCUUACAGUGCAAGAAGCUGAUCAAGGAGAAUAAGCUCCAGGAGGCCUUGGAUCUGUUCAGCAGAGACAUGCUGAGAGGAGAGAGGCUGCAGCCGGAGGAGUACAACUACUCGGUGCUGAUUGGAGGCUGUGGCCGUGCUGGACACCUCAAGAGGGCCUUCAGACUCUACAAUGAUAUGAAGAAGCGCGGUCUAGUUGCCUCAGAUGCCACAUACACUGCCCUGUUCAAUGCCUGCGCAGAGUCACCAUGGAAACAAACGGGUCUUCAGCAGGCGCUGCACUUGGAGCAAGAACUUCGCCGCAAAAACUAUCCACUGAGCAGCAUCACGUACCACGCCCUUCUGAAGACACACGCAGUCACCAAUCAUCUUCAAGCCUGUAUUCACACACUCAGGGAAAUGCGGCAGAAUGGCCAUGCUCUCACUCAGGAGACAUUUCACUACCUACUGAUGGCAUGUCUGAAGGACAAAGAAGCAGGAUUCAGACUAGCUCUGCAGAUUUGGCGCCAGAUGCUCAGAUCAGGGAUUCGACCAGACUCUACGAAUUACAACCUGCUCCUACGAACUGCUAGGGAUUGUGGGGUUGGUGAUCUUGCCCUUGCCACAGACCUUUUGCUGGGACCUGAUUUGACAUGUCAGAAUGGGAGAGAUGGCAUGGCAAAUGUCAGACCAGAGUCACGAAGGAAGGAUCCAGUGGACAUUGACCUCCUGGAGAGAGAGCUGUUAAUUCAGCCUGGUCAGCACAGUCACAGACUCAGUCACAACAACACAGGCAAUGAAAUUGUCCCUCGAGCAGAAGAGGAGCCCUGUAGCAAACAAAACUCAACCCAACUGGUAGUGGUCAGGGAAAGAGAAAAUGUCUCACUGCCUUGUGAGCUACAGGGUGAUUCUGGGCCCCCUAACCUAUUGGACUUUUUUGAGGGGAAAAGGGGCGGUGUGGUCUCCCUCGGCACUGUGAAUGAAACGUCUGAUAGGCUGGCCGUGAUAGGAGGAGCCAAAGGCGUCCUGGAGAAGAUGGCAGAUAAUGGACUCAGUCCAGACCUGAAAACCCUAACCCUACUGGCCGAUGUAAUGGAACCGAGCAGAGAAUCGUUGCAGAUGCUUCUGCAGGUUGCCAAGCAGUACAAAGUGAAACUCGAUGUAGCUUUCUUCAACUCUGUGAUUCGCCGAUCAGCGAGAGCUGGCGACCUGGAUGGAGCAAAGGCUGUCUUGGCUGUGAUGCGUCAGCGAAAUGUAAAUGUGAACAUACAGACGUAUGGCAGCCUUGCACUGGGCUGUGAGCGACAGAGAGAUGGUCUGCAGCUCCUGAAAGAUAUGGAGGAGGCGAGAUUUAGGCCAAAUGUCCAGGUGUUCUCUGCUCUGAUCGGCCAUGCAGCUCGAAGACUGGAUUACAUCUACCUUAGAACACUCCUCAAAAGCAUGACGGCCAUGGGUGUGUGGCCAAAUGAGAUCAUCAUCAGACAGUUGGAGUUUGCUGCACAAUAUCCACCCAACUAUGACCAGUACAAGACCAGAGACAACUAUCUUGUUCACAUCGACGGUUUCCGCGGAUACUACCAGCAGUGGCUAAGAGCCAUGCCUGCCCUGGGUGCUGAGGACAAGCAGGCAGAGCCACAAGCUGAGACCGACCAGGAGGGACCAGCUGAUGGACUGACAGAGUCUGAGAGGAAUAAGAAAGCUGCAGCAAGGAGAUAUCGUACCCAUAAAGGCAGCAAGCAGAGCAGCUCCGUUUCUGUAGUGUGACAUAAAUGUGUUUUAUCAGUUGUAAUAGCACCUGCUAAAACAGUCUCUUCAUUCUCAUUUCCCUUGCUUUAUAGCAUGCCUGUCUGCUUACAUUAAGCUGUGUAAGACUGGAUGGAUUUCUGUCUGUGUCAGGUCAAAGCACUGCCUCAUUGACCUUGUGGCCUCACAUCACUUAACUUAUUGUACUGUGAGUGUGUUUAUGACCCAAAGGAUUCAUGUUAUUUUCAUUAACAUGGUAAAUAAAGCAAAUAAUAUGCAACGUUGA